Messenger RNA from Columba livia (rock pigeon), 5838 nucleotides. It is a transcript of the gene DSC1, whose product is annotated as desmocollin 1. Bases 207 to 2696 code for a protein of 829 amino acids. NCBI's taxonomy places the organism in Eukaryota, Metazoa, Chordata, Aves, Columbiformes, Columbidae. The transcript has 17 exons. Gene Ontology annotation, cellular component: plasma membrane; catenin complex; adherens junction. Gene Ontology annotation, biological process: homophilic cell-cell adhesion; cell-cell adhesion mediated by cadherin; sprouting angiogenesis. Gene Ontology annotation, molecular function: calcium ion binding; cadherin binding. The record is from RefSeq and is a predicted model, not a curated record.
GUAAUUAAAGUCGCCGCUGCUGCGCGCGGUCCCACCCUCCCCACGGGCCGGCUCCUCUGGCUGACGGGAGGGGACAGAGGGAGACGGCCCUGCCGCGGAGACGCGUCACCUCCGGCACCGCCACCGCGCACUCGUUCGCUCGCCGCGGCAGCACAGACGGCGGCGGCUCCCCCUGUUCCGCGCACCCCUGCGCACCCCUGCGCACCAUGGUCCCCGCAGCUCCCCGCCUCGUCCUCGGCCUUCUGGUACUGAGUUUGUGCUGUGAAGCUUGCAAGAAAGUAAUUUUUCAUGUUCCUUCUGAACUAGAGGCUGACACAUUAGUUGGCAGAGUUGAUUUGAAGGAAUGCCUUCCGUCUGCAGAGUUCAUCAGUUCCACUGAUGGGAACUUCAAAAUUCUAGAGGAUGGUUCUGUGUACACAACAUCAACUAUUUCUUUGUCUGCUGAGAGAAAGAAUUUUACCAUAUUACUUAAUGACAUUCAAGAACAUGUACAAAAGAAAAUACAUGUUAGCUUGGUAAAAGAAGAAAAAAAGACCCAGACAGAGAGGACCAGGCAUGCUAGAGAUACAGUUCUCAAGCGAACCAAAAGAAGGUGGGGCCCUAUUCCAUCCGUUAUGAUAGAGAACUCACUGGGACCUUUUCCGCUACAAAUUCAGCAGGUCCAGUCAGACACAGCCCAGAACUACACCAUUUAUUAUUCUGCAAGUGGACCUGGAAUUGAUCAAGAUCCAAAGGGUUUGUUUUACAUAGAAAGAGAAACUGGAAAUAUCUUUGCUACUCGUGCAGUAGACCGUGAACAAUAUCCAAGCUUUCAGAUCAUUUGCUUUGCAACCACUCCUGAUGGUUAUUCACCAGAGGUACCACUUCUGCAUACAAUCAGGAUAGAGGAUGAUAAUGAUAAUGCUCCGUAUUUUACACAAGACCUUUUUGAGUUUUCUGUCCCAGAAAAUUCCAAACCUGGUAUAAUUGUUGGAAAAGUGACUGCAGAGGACAAAGAUGAGCCUUAUACUCUGCAUACUGCUUUGAAGUACCGCAUUGUGUCACAAAAUCCACCAAUACCCCCAGUGUUUUCUUUACAUGGUGACACAGGUGUCAUUUCUGUAGCAUCACCGCAGCUGGAUAGAGAGGUGGAAUCUGGAUACCUUUUGUUAAUAGAAGCAAGAGAUAUGGCAGGUCAGCCUUUUGGUUUGUGCACUACAGGAACAGUUACUGUUAGAAUUGAAGAUACAAAUGACAACGCACCGUCCUUUAGACAGACACAAUAUGAAGUACGAGUGGAGGAAAACAGAGUGAAUGUAGAAAUACUGAGAAUCCCUGUUGUUGAUCUCGAUGAACCUCGUUCGCCUGCCUCAGCAGUAGUGUUUGAAAUUAUAAGAGGAAAUGACGAUCGGUCCUUUGAAAUUACAACAGAUAGAAACACAAAUGAAGGAGUACUGUGUGUUGUUAAGGGACUGGACUAUGAAACCGCCAAGCAAAGGGUCCUGGUGAUUGCAGUCAACAAUGAGGCACCCUACAUGCUGGUACCACAUUCACAACAAGUUUCCCAGAGCACCAGCUCUGUUACUGUGCAUGUCAUGGAUGUGGAUGAGGGGCCGGUGUUUAAACCCUGUCUCUUACGCAUAGACGUUAAAGAAUGUGAAGACAUUGGGACAAGUAUUGGGAGAUACGUAGCAGAAGAUCCAGAGACGGGAAAUAGUGAAGGCAUAUGCUACCGGAUAGCACCUGGCCAAUGUAAUUGGAUCAGCAUAGACGAAAAAUCUGGUGAAGUCAGAACCAUUAGAGUCUUGGACCGAGAUGUAGCAGAAAUGAGACAAGGUCAAUGCAAUAUCACAGUCCUCGCAAUAGACAGAAAUGGCAAAACAGGCACUGGAACAAUUCAGGUUGUCAUCCAGCCUGGGAACAAGAAUUACCCACGAAUCUUGAAAACUGACUAUAUAAUGUGCAGGGACAGAAAACCCAUCUGCCUUACUGCACAGGAUGGUGACGCAUCUCCUUACAGCGCGCCCUUCGUAUAUCGCAUAACUGACCGUAACUUGGCUUCUUCGUGGAAAAUAACUCGACACAACGAUAAUUCUGUGUAUCUUUCACCAAAGGGUGAUAUUCCAUUUGGAAUAUAUGAUAUUCCUGUAAGUGUGACUGAUAAUGGAGGAAAGGUAGGAGAGACCCAUGUAAAAGUUAACUACUGCGAUUGCAUGACUCCAACUGAAUGCAAUGGUAGUACCCGAGAGCUUCGUGAAGGAAGCGUUACUCUUGGCAUAUGGGCCAUCCUUGCAAUGAUCUUAGGAUCACUGUUGCUGCUGUUAAUCCUGAUCACAAUUUGUGGCUGCUGUGGCACUGGGGUAAUGCACAGGCAUGUGACUGAUGAUUGUGCCAAUCACAAUUUAAUAAUUUCGAAUACAGAAGCUCCAGGAGAAGAAGUGAUGGAUCAUAAUAUAAUUCCUCUACAAACUACAACUGAUCAAGGAGGAUAUGGAAUAAAAACAGGAGAUCAGCAAACAUUUGAAUCAGUAAAAGGAAGAGGGCAUACCUUGGAAUCGGUCAAAGGAGGCGGACAUCAGACUCUGGGAUCAGUUAAAGAAGGAGGAGGACAGACUGUGAUGGAUACGUGUAGAUACUCCUACUCAGAAUGGCAUAAUUUCACACAUCCUCGUUUAGGUGAAGAAUCCAUUAGAGGACACACUCUGAUUAAAAAUUAAUCAAUGAAAGAAGGUGCACCUAUGCAGACAGGAUGAAGAACAGAAGCAUUCUGAAGAUUAUCUUCUUUCGUAUCACUAUGAAGGAAAAGGAUCCUUGGCUGGCUCUGUAGGCUGCUGCAGUGAUCAGCAUGAAGAAGAGGCACUUGACUUCUUAGAUCAGCUGGAACCCAAGUUUAGGACAUUAGCAGAAGCAUGCGUAAAAAGAUAAAUGUGCCUUUCACAGUGCUGAAAAAAGACCUGUAAAUAAGUGGCUGUCAUACUUUUGUGAUAUUAGGUAUUUUGGAAUAGAGGGAGAGAGAAGUUUAUCAAAAAUAGUAUAGGCUGAUGAGAGUGUAAGUAAUUCUUACUUAAAAUUUACAACUAUUUUUUUAUCUCUGCUAGACACAUUCCAUCAAAAAUAAGGGAUUCAAAAUGAUUUUUCUUUAGACUAUGUUAAUUUAGUGAAGCUAGUUUCUACUUAGAUUACCUUUCCUAUUCUUUGUGAUUACUCAAAAUGCAAAACUUGGUGUUGCCCUUUUAAUUAAUUAUUCAGCUUCAAAAUUUUAUUGUAUUUGGCUUUGGAGAAGGAAAGCUUUUUAACUCACUGUUUCUUUGUUUUCUUUUAAUGCUGUAGAAAUAAACCAAAAAACAUUACUGGUGGAUAUCAAAUACCUUGUUAAUUUUUAACUUAAAUGAAUUGAAAUACAAAACACUUCUUCAUUUUUCACAUUAAAAAUACUGAUGAAUACAUUAGAAAAUUUUAUAUUUUGAUUGAAAAUUAAAUAUAUAUAUAUAUUGUAUAUAUGUAAAAUAAUAUUCAAAAAUAUAUUUUUCUCCUAAUGGGUUACCACCCAUCACACUUGCUAUCCUAAGGGAUUAUGGCGUCACCACAUAGGGUAUCAGCAUUGUAUGCGAGUAUAUAUUUUUCUUUUAAGGAAAUAAAAGAUUUAAAACAAAAUCAGGAAAUGGGGUGACUAUUGUAAUUCUAAUGAGUGCAAGACAAAUCUCAUGUUUACUUCACAUAAGUUUGUACCUCAGUUUCUUGUGAGUUUUAACACAGUAUCAUUGCAGAAAUGAUGAGCAUUGCCAAGAGUUUUGUUCAGUGUAGCUACCACUACCUUUUUUACUUGCCUUGUUACCAACUUCAUUAAAAUGUUUCUUUCUGUAAGUAGAACUUCACAGAAAAUACAACUCAAAUGGACUGAGCAUACACUGCAUUAAUAAUGUGUUUUAAAAAUAGCUUUAUUUGAGAUGCAAAAUUACACAGGGUUAGACUAUUUUGAGUGUUUAUGUGGUGGACGUAGAGGUAUGCAUUUACACAGAUCUCUGGCAGAAAUCAUCUGAAUCCCAUUUGUUAUUUUACUAGAUUAAGCAUACAUAUACACUAUAUAUAUAUGAAAGUCUGAAAUACCUUUGACAGAUGACAGUAGUGAGACCUGAGUACUGCCAUAAGCUAUUUCUGGAAUUCAGCCUCUGCUUCCCAGGUUUCCUGUGUUUUUAAUAUUUGCACUUCUGGUUAAACAGCCUGUCCUCUGCAAUCUGGGAAUUCUCUUGUGCCUUAAAAGAAUUUUCUUCCUGCCUAUCAGAAAGAGAAACUUGUGCAAUUACUUAUUUCUGUUGUUAUAAUUCUGGUUUUAUGAGUUGCUUUGUAAACAUAUGAUUUAUGGAGAUAUUUUUAAAAAUUUACUAUAGCUAAUGAUCUGUAAAAGGAACUAUUAGUAACAACAAAAAGUCGCGCUGCUCUAAAUUUCAGUGUGCAUCUGCUGCUGACUUCCAGUGGUUGUGGUUCAUUCCACACAGGUUAUGGUCAGUGAAAACCCAUAACAGUAUAAAAACUUACCCAAGUUAUAAAAUAGUACUUUUGAAACCUUCUAUUUCACACUGUAAAUGGGCUUCAGACUAUUUCUGAUAAGAACUAGUUGUGGCUAAUAACUUUGUGGACCAAUGUUAUAUAUAUUCCAUCAUUUGAAAGUGGUGAUGAAUUCAUCCAGAACUGGAUACACUGACAGUGGUAAGAGCAACAGUCACCAGCAGCAAAACACCAGAUGAGAACCAAGAUGUUAUAAACUUACUUGAUCUUAAAAAUGCAUGCUAACAGUACUCAUCUGGACACUACUCUUCUUUAUCACUAACUAACGUGAAUGAGUUUUGCUGCACAAGGGAAGGCACAUCUGGGGCUGAUGUGGGCAGGAUGGCUCAGCUGAUGACAGUGGGGCUGUGCUGACUUUAUGCCAAGUGAAGAUCUGUCCCCAGUGAUGUCCUUACUACUUUGUGUCUUUCAUCUUUAUCUUCAGUUAUUUGCUAUACACUUUUUAAGGUAGUGUUAAUGUCUUCCCCUCCCUCCUUUUAGUGUUUGGUGUUUUCUUUUGGUUUUUAAAUUAUAUAAAAAUCCUAUAGCUCGGAAGGACCUAGGAUAAAUAACAGAAUGCACUCUUGAAAAUUACUUGGGGGAUGGCAUAGACAAAUCUCUGCAAAUAUGUUUUCUUUCCUCAUGAAAUACAAUACUAGUACUGUUCUAAAAGAAUAGACCAAAUGUGUAUGAGUUUUAAUUGAUGUUGGCUCUUUUAAGUAGAUGGUUGUCCCCUUUCCACUCUGGAGUUAAAAUAAUAACUUAUUGAAACCAAAAUAAUGUUUUCUAGUCUAAUUUACCUUAAAAAUGUUUUUAUUUUUUCUUUUACAUUUCAACAAACAUAGAUAAUUGGUUAUGUGCAUUUUUUGUCCAUUUUCAAACAAAGCACAAAUUUGCAAGCACUUCUACUUGUUUGUGUCUUUUAAAAAUCAAAGUUGUGAACUGAACCAGCUAUUUCUGUAAAACCAAGAGUAGAAGGGUAAUUGAGGUGCUUUAAAAAAUGAACUGUAAGUCAUUAUUUUCAUUGUAUCCUCUAAUCUGAAUGAAAAUUUUGUAUAAAGCAUUAAGGUUUACAAAUAUAAGUACCAAAUAACAUUUGGUGAAGCCUAAAAAUGAAAUAUUUCAAAAUGUAUAAUUCACUUGUUGUUACUGUUUCAAAUCACUUUAAAAAUUGUGAAGAUUUGUUCUUCUCAACUAGAUAAUUUGCAAACUAUCUAGUUGUGUCAACAUUAUCUUAACAUCAUGUUUUAGGUUUUUUUUGUACAACAGUGAGUGAUAAAUUUUUUUUCCAAAUAAAAGGAUCUUCUACAAAAA